Messenger RNA from Linepithema humile (Argentine ant), 1778 nucleotides. Lineage: Eukaryota; Metazoa; Arthropoda; Insecta; Hymenoptera; Formicidae. The record is from RefSeq and is a predicted model, not a curated record.
UUUCACAGAUACUAAAAACGAAAAUUGGAGCGGCAUGUGUCAAAAUGUUAAUAAACGGUGGUCUAACGUUUAUCUUCGCGGCACUUCUUUUUCCCGGUGAAAUUUCGGGAAGGAUGACCAAGGAUGAUGAAACUGAUUACCGUUUACCAAAUCACACAAUACCAUUGCACUAUUCUAUCCAUUUGAUGCCAACUAUCAACAACAUACAGCAAACUUUUUCAUACACCGGUUCCUGCAGUAUCACUCUAUUCAUUCUUUAUUCAACGUGGAACAUAACCUUUCAUCUCAAUAAUAUAAUACAAAUACAGACAGCAGAGAUAGACAAUUACUUCUUUGGAUCUCAUUUGCCGGUUUUUUCGUACGAAGCUGCAAAAAGCACAAUAAUUCUUUAUUUCGUCCAUAAAAUAUCACCUGGGAUUUAUGUUCUGACGAUGAAAUUUACUGGAAUCGCGAAUGAUAACAAUUAUGUCUUCUUUAGAACGCGUUACAAAAACAGAAAAAAUUUUACACAGUUGAUGACUCUGACAAAUUUCCAAAGGAUUGGGGCGCGACAAGUGUUCCCGUGCUGGGAUGAACCAGCAAUGAAAGCAACAUUUAGAAUUACUGUAACCUAUAAUCCUGAGUAUACAAGUUGUUCAAAUAUGCCGAUAAAAUGGACAGUGAACGAAGACGAUGACUGGGCGUGGAAGACAGACUACUUUCACACUACUUUACCAAUAUCCCCGUUUCGCAUUGGAAUAUUAUUCAUCGAAAAUGGUUUCAGGGACAAUAUCAUCAACAAUGUUACAAUACAUUAUAGACGUAAUAAAAAAAUAAUAGAAAAAGAUCUAAAAUUUACAAAAAUGAUUAUUAAAAAAAUCACAAGAUACCUAAAAUCGAAAUGGAAGAUCAUAGAAAUGAUUCCGAAGAUGGAUCAUGCAAUAAUUCCGGGUCUCAUAGACAAUGGCAUACAAAAUUGGGGACUCGUUUGUUACAAUGAAGCAGAUGUUAUCUACAAUCAUACAUUAGACUCCGCUGGUCGCGACAGAGAGGUGGCAUACUUAGCGGCACGACAAGUAGCAAGUCAGUGGUUUAGUAAUCUGGUCAGCCCAUCUUGGUGGGCCGACGAGUGGUUAAAUGAAGGUUUAACUAUGUUCCUUGGCAUGGAUGCUAUCGAUAAGCUUUUUCCGGAUUAUCAAAUAAUGGAUUUAUUCAUAGUCCAGAAUCGUGACUUGCUCAAUUUGGACUUACAUAUGAAGAAAAAGCCUUUUAUGUCAAAAAUCAAUAGUCCCACUGAUAUUAAUUCGCUUUCCCUUUUUCCCUAUUAUCUCAAAGCAUCUGCUUUUUUACGCACGUUGCAACAUAUAAUUACCGAGCAGUUUAGCUCGGCGACUUCUGACGAUUUCUGGAAUGCUAUGCAAACCGCCUUGAAGAAAACACAUCAUGCACACAAAUUCAAUUUUAGAGAAAACUUACUUAAAUGUAUGUGGCACUACACUUGUAUUACGGUGGAGGUGAACCGGGAUUAUGAUACUGGAAGUACAGCCGUAUCAAUUAAAUAUGACAUAUUAAACUGCGAUUUUCACAUCGAUAUAGAAAACAUUAGGAUACCUGUGACUUACACGACUCAAAAUAAUAUCAAUUUUAACAUAACUUCGUCCACGAACAUCAUGUGGGUGAACAAGUACGAAAAAGAGUACCAAUCAUCUUUGCCUUUAACCUUUCAUUCGAAUGAUACGGAUGGUUGGUUAAUACUCAAUUUGCAACAAAUCGAGAAGUCGGUACUACUGGAGCAUUAA